AUGAACUUCCUCAAACUCGUAUACAGCUUAUUCUUUCUCCUUGCAUUUAGCACAGCAAAGACUACAUCGUCGUCUUCGUCGUCAUCAACAAUAGCUACUACAACAACCAAAUCGUCACAAAGUAAUACAUCGGUAUGGGUAACGGGGACUGAUGCCAGUGGAAUAACCCGUACAACGCAAAGUAUAUAUUACCAAAGCUUCAAAAGUGCGUAUACAGAAGCUGAAGAAACAUAUUCAUCGGCAUCAAUUGGACUUGGUAGUAUUUCCGGCGUUGUGGGCCACAUCCGUACCUACGAUAGAACUACUAUCUCACUGGCAGGUGCAGCGGGUGCAGCAGGUGACGAUGGUUUUGCUGUUGGUCGUAGUUUCAUUGCAUUGAAUGGACUUUUCUCGUUGAUUUACAUACUUCUUUAA
This is a messenger RNA of Lodderomyces parapsilosis, 414 nucleotides long. RefSeq names its product Kre1p (gene KRE1). Gene Ontology annotation, biological process: fungal-type cell wall organization. Lineage: Eukaryota; Fungi; Ascomycota; Pichiomycetes; Serinales; Debaryomycetaceae. The coding region runs from base 1 to 414 and encodes 137 amino acids. The transcript has a single exon. The record is from RefSeq and is a predicted model, not a curated record.